Messenger RNA from Trichomonas vaginalis G3, 3357 nucleotides. RefSeq names its product structural maintenance of chromosomes protein family. Gene Ontology annotation, biological process: sister chromatid cohesion. The coding region runs from base 1 to 3357 and encodes 1118 amino acids. NCBI's taxonomy places the organism in Eukaryota, Parabasalia, Trichomonadida, Trichomonadidae. The record is from RefSeq and is a predicted model, not a curated record. Gene Ontology annotation, molecular function: protein binding; ATP hydrolysis activity; ATP binding. Gene Ontology annotation, cellular component: cohesin complex; nucleus; chromosome. The transcript has a single exon.
AUGAAGAUCGAGAAACUCCGACUCGAGAACUUCAAAUCUUAUCAAGGGGUCCACGAAAUCGGACCUUUUGAUGACUUUGUAGCUGUUAUAGGCUCUAAUGCCUCAGGAAAAAGCAAUUGCUUCGAUGCAAUUUGUUUUGUCUUAGCAGCGCCUGCUUCUUCGAUGCGAUGCAAGGAACUAUCAGAACUUAUAUGCAACGCAGAUGAUACCAUUACCUCAGCUUCAGUCGAAAUGACCGUCAGAAAGCUAAAUGAUCUUAUCGUAUUCAAAAGAAAGGUUACGAACUCAAGCUCCACAUACUACGUCAAUGGCUCCAAGGUUAGUGCCUCAGACUACAAAGACAGCUUGAACGAAGUUGGUUUUCAUAACAAAUUCCAAUCCUACAUUAUUUUCCAAGGCGAAGUUGGUAAUUUAGCCUCAACAAACCCGAAAGGAAUUACGAAGCUAAUCGAGGAGCUCUCAGGAUCGAUCGAUUACAAGGAACAGUACGACCAUCUUGAAGAUGACCUCAAAAAAGUCAAAGAAAACCUGACAACAGCAGAAGAAGAGAGAAUCAGUAUCACAGAUAGGUACAAAUCUGUCAAAGAAGAGGCAAAAAUUGUGAAUGAGUAUAAUGAUUUGGAUUUGAAGAUCAAAGAAAAGGAGAAAGAAGAGAACUCAUUCACAUUAUGCCAAUCAUCACUGAUUCUCAAAGAUUCUCAAUCUGAUUUCGAAAAUAAUAAAAAAGAUUUCGAAAAAUUGAGAGAAGAACUAUCAAAUUACAACGAAGCAGCCAAGAACAGUGAUGAAGCAAUCAAUGCAGCCCGUCAUGAAUACAAAGAAACACAGAAGAAGAUGAAAAAAUUGCAAAAUAAUUUUGAUUCGUUGGAAAACGAGAUCAAAAUCACCCAGAACAAAGAAGAAGAGCUGAACAGCAAACUCUCAAAACUUUUGUUAAAUGACAAACAAAUUAAUGAUGAAAUAACCACAAAAAAUAUGGAAAUUUCUUCAUUAAAAAGUGACAUUUUACAAAUUGAAUCGAGAAACUCUGUAAAAAAUGAAUACAAGAAGGAAAUGAUUGAGUUAAACAACAAGAUUAACUCAUCAAAUACAGUUGUUCAUGCAGAAUACCAAUCAAAACUUGACGAAAAACGAAUUUUGGAACAAAAUAUUCAAAAUUCAAAGUCAAAUUUACAAAACUUGAAAGAAGAGUAUGAAGAAAUGAUCUCCAAGAAGAUAGCUAACUUUGUUAUGCCUCAUGAACCUGAAUUGCAAAAUGAUUUUUCAAAUAUUAUUUUGCAAAAACAGAAAUUGUUGAAUGACGAGAGACAAAAGAUCAAUUCCGAUAAUCAGUGCAAGAACAGAUACAAUAUCCUCGAUAUCUUGCAAAAUCCAAGUAAUCAAAUCUCAGGAAUUCAUGGGUUUUUGAUCCAAUUUGUUUCAUCAAUCCGCCAGAAAUACGACAAAGCUGUUUCUGCUUUAUUGCCUUCUUUUUCUAAUUUGAUCGUUGUUGAUUCAAAAAGUGUCAUCAAACAAUGUAUCAAAACAUUGAAAACAUUCAAUCUUUCUGGUGUCACUUUUAUCUCACUUGAUGAAAUAGAAAAUUCCGAAAUUUUGACACAGAAUUCGAUGAUUAAUUUAUUGAGUUAUCCUAAAGAAUACAAACCUUUGUUACAGUUUUUGUUCAAAGAUUACGAAUUCUAUGAAGAUCAGACGAAGAUAUUUAAUUUAUUACGUGAUCCAAGUUACAACAAAACAAUUAUUGACAUUGAUGGUGUUGUUUCACAUGUAAAUGGAUUUGUUUCAUGUGGAAAAUACGCAAUCAUCGAAUCUAAUCCAAAAUUUGUCAAAGAAAUUGAAGAAGAAAUUGAAAAACUCCAAAAACAAAACGAAAUAAUUCUUAAAGAAAACAAAACAAAAAUUGAUGAUUUCGAAAAAUUGAUGGAAGAAUACAAGAAACAAAUUCAGAGAAAUGAUGAAAAUGAAGAGAAAAUUGAAGAAUUAAAAACAAAAAUUCAGGCAAAAGAAACAGAAAUUGAUCAGUUUGAAACAAAUAUUCUUCAAUUACAAAAAGAAAUCAAUGAAUUGAAAGAUAAAUUUGACAAUAUUGAGUUUACAACAGAUUUACAUGUCAAAAUUUUCGAAAUUCUUGGAUGUUCAAGUAUUGAAGAGUUUCAAACUAAAUACAACGAAUUCGUUGAUGAAGAAAACAAGAAGAAAGAGAAAGAAGCAAAAAUUGAGUAUUUCAAUGCAAAAAUUGACAUCCUCAAGAAAAAUGACAAUAAAAACCAAAUCAAAAAUGUCAAAAAAUCUCUGUCAGGUGUCAAAAGUGAACUGAAACAAUUAAACAAUUCAUUGUCAGAAAAAUCAGAAGAAUUGAAUGAAGUCAAAAGUGAAAUGACCACUAAAGAAUCUCUCUUCAACAAGUGCCAAAACCAGAAGAAAGAAAUGAUCAAGAAAGCACAAAAUGUAAACAAAAAAGUGACAGAAUUACAAACCAAAUCGAAUAGUUUACAAAAAAUCAUUGAAGAAACACGAGAUUUGAUCAAUGAAAAGAUUUUGUCAUCAGAUUUCUCAAGUUUAGAAGAAGUUUUAUUACAUGACUUCUCAAAUGAACUGUCACGUUUUCUAUCAUCAAAACUGACACCAUCACAACAAAAACAGACGAAAGAAAGAUUUGAGAAAGAAAUUUCACAAUUGAAAGAAGCACAAUCCAAAUUAAAACCUAAUUUCGGAUGCCAAAAUCAACUUAAUUCAUUGAAACUCCUUAAAAAUGAAUCAGAAAACAAAAUCAAAAAAUUGAGAGAUCUACAAAAAGUGACAAAAGAAAAAUUCAAUGAAAUCAAACGCAAGAGAUUAAGUUUGUUCAAAGAUAGUUUAGACAAGAUCCAGUACUCAUUGAACAUCUUCUAUCCUCGUUUGACAUCAUUGAAAUCGCAACCAUUGGGUGGAAACGCGUUUUUGACUCCAGAAAAUGUUUCUAUUCCAUUCAAUGGCGGAAUUUCAUAUUCCGUUAUUCCACCUCAUAAAAGGAACAGAAAUGUUUCUAACUUGAGUGGUGGUGAACAAACAUUGGCGGUCUUAGCACUGUCAUUCGCAUUGAGUACAGUUAAAACUGCACCUCUCUUCGUUCUUGACGAAAUUGACGCUGCACUUGAUUACAGAAAUGUCAAGAGUGUUAGUGACUUUUUGAUUGACAUGUCACACCAACACCAAGUCAUCAUUGUCAGCCACAAGAGUGGUGUUUUCCAGUUUGCAGACUCAUUGAUUGGUGUCACUCGAUAUGGAGGAAACUCUAGGACUUUCUUCUUGCAACUUAAGAAACCUAAUCAAUCCUCAUACAUUGAUGACGAACCAUCCGAAACAUUCGCAAUUUAA